Drosophila innubila is the source of this 1901-nucleotide messenger RNA. Its product is annotated as 5'-3' exonuclease PLD3. The transcript is spliced from 2 exons. Gene Ontology annotation, molecular function: catalytic activity. Lineage: Eukaryota; Metazoa; Arthropoda; Insecta; Diptera; Drosophilidae. Bases 121 to 1662 code for a protein of 513 amino acids. The record is from RefSeq and is a predicted model, not a curated record.
UUUGCGUGGGCGAUGGGCGGGCGCAACCAUUUGCCACAACUGUGCGAAUAAUAGAUCAGUUAAAACAAAUUAGAAACUAUCUAGAAAUGCACAGUAGUCGUCUUAGUGUUUCCUCGAGCAAUGUCGGAUCGUCAUCAACGUGGCUGUAUGCCAGACGCAGCCGUGGAUUAUCAAGCAGUGCCGUUACAUGCAGAUGCAACGGCUGAAAUUAUCAAUCGAAAUUCAAACUCAACAACAACAACAAAAUCAACAUCAUAUUGCAGGCGUCCCACGACGCCAGCAGUGGAUGAAGAACGUGCCUUGUGCUGUGUGCACGGCUACAUUAUACCCGUCCUAAUACUAUUUGUGCUUGUGCUAAUUGUGUUGUUGUUGCCGUGGGAGACGUUAAACCGACAUACAGACAUAAACACCCCCGUUGAGCUCCCGUUGCCUUGUCAACUGCAAUUGGUGGAGACUUUGCCCAUUGGCCUAAACUAUUCGCAGGGUAGUCCAAACUUCCUCAGUACGUUCGAGGCGUGGCAGCUGCUGUUGGACAAGGCAAAAGCCAGCAUUGAUAUUGCUGCACCCUAUUGGACACUACGGGGCCUGGACAUUAACGAUACGAGCACUCGACCCGGCGAGCAGCUUUUCCAGCGAUUGCUCUCGAAUGGUGAUGCGGGAAAACCAAAGUUACGCAUACGUAUAGCGCUUAACAAGAGCUUGGAGAGCUAUUGGCACGCGGAUGCCAAGAUCUUUGCCAACUAUGGUGCCGCACAAAUUGUGGCUGUCAAGCUGCCCCACAAUGGAGCACUGCACACCAAGCUCUGGAUCGUGGAUGGCGAACACUUCUAUUUGGGCAGUGCGAACAUGGACUGGCGUUCGCUGACCCAGGUCAAGGAACUAGGCGUGCUUGCCCAGAACUGUCCCGAAUUGACACGUGAUUUGUCCAAGAUCUUCAAGGCAUAUUGGCAAAUUGGCAGCAAUAAAGAUGCUUCCAUACCCAACCAGUGGUCAUGGCUAUUUCAAUCCAAUUACAAUCAACGUCGUCCCUUGUUUAUUCGAGUGAAUAGAAACUAUACAAUGAGUGCUUACAUUUCAAGUGCACCUCCGGCACUUACUGCCACUGGACGCACUAAUGAUCUGGACGCCAUUCUCCAUUGCAUAGAGACUGCUAGUGAAUUUGUGCAUAUUGCCGUCAUGGAUUAUUUCCCUUUAACCGUCUAUGGCUCCAACGUGGAGUAUUGGCCUCCCAUUGACAAUGCGCUGCGGAAAGCAGCUGUGGAGCGAGGUGUGGCUAUUAAGUUGCUGAUAUCCUGGUGGAAGCAUUCGGAUCCCAACGAGGACAACUAUCUGCGUUCACUGCAGGAGUUGUCCACCUCAAACCAACAAAUAGACAUACAAAUUCGCCGCUUUGUUGUGCCGUCGGACGAGCAACAAUUGAAAAUACCCUUUGGCAGGGUUAAUCAUAAUUCCUAUAUGGUCACCGAAAGGAUUGCAUACAUAGGCACCUCCAAUUGGUCUGGCGAAUACUUUACCCACACAGCUGGCGUUGGUCUCGUCUUAUCCGAUGUGGAUUUUGAGAAUAAUACACAGAGUACAUUGCGCGCAGAUGUUUUUAAUGUAUUUGCACGUGAUUGGUAUAGUCCAUAUGCCCUGCCACUGAAACCUAAUUUGCAUAUUUAAAUUAUUUUAAGUUUCGCGCGCUGCUAAUUGUCAAUUGGUUGUUUUACAACACUGCCACUGACAGCUGCUGAAUGUCAUAACAAGCAAUCAAUUCCAACCUCAAUUAAUAGUUAAUGUGAAACAAAUGUUUUUUUAAAUGUCAACUAUUUUUAUAUUUUGCAAACAUAAAUAUUAAGGCAAAGAUGUAUUUGAUGUACCCGAAUAACAGUUCAUAUGCGUUGUUACUGAAAUGUUUUUAA